Coregonus sp. 'balchen' is the source of this 11299-nucleotide messenger RNA. NCBI's taxonomy places the organism in Eukaryota, Metazoa, Chordata, Actinopteri, Salmoniformes, Salmonidae. The record is from the annotation of a GenBank genome assembly.
AGUCAUGGUCCUCUUGAAGGGGUGAGGGACUAUGAGGUAGUCCGACCCAUCAGACUUCAUGCUCUGCAGAAAAGAGAAACCGAGGUAAGUUCUUCUCCUGUUCUUCCUCCCUGCACAGGAGCUGUUUUGCUGUGAAAUACUCUGUAGACAUAAAUGCCAAACUAUUCUUUAUUAACAAUUGUGUUUACUGCUUGUAACAAAGUGGUAUAAGAGACCAUGUUAAUGUACUGGGGAGAGAUUAUAUCUAUGGUAUCAACUAAUCCUAAUCCUCUCCCUCAGUCAUCCAGGCCAGAAACUAUUAAGUAUGCAAUGAGAGUGGGUGGGAAAGACAUUGAGAUGCACCUGGAGAAGAAUAGGUACAUACUCUGGCAAAAGCCAUCUCUUUCUACAAAAUGUUAACUUCUCACACAAUAUAAAUAAGCUUAUCACAUGCUUCCUCUUUCCCCUAAAUAAGGAUGUGCACUAUGUGGAGAACUGUUUUACCACAGUCUAGUGUUCAGUUCCCAUUUGUAGCCAUACACUGCAUCCUCAAAUAUCAUUCAAGAAAUAUAUUAAUUUUGUUAUCACCGCAUUAAUUCCUUUGAACAUGUAGGUCAGUCUGAGGAAAUAUGUAAUGAAUAACUUUUUUUUUUAAAUAUCCCCUCAGGGAAUUACUCACGAAAGACUAUAGUGAGACUUACUACACUGAGGAUGGCACACCAGUCACCUCUACGCCUCAGGAUAUGGUAAGUGAUUAGAACAUACCCUUGAUAGGUAGCCAUAGGCUGUUUCUAAGUGCCUUGAUUAAGGCCCUUUAACCUUCAUUCUCUUCUCCAGGAUCACUGCUACUAUCACGGCAGUAUUGUGGAUGACAGUGAAUCUACGGUCAGCAUGAGCACCUGCAAUGGACUCAGGCAGGCAGCCCUACAUUUCUAUUAGUCCACAGUGAAACACUAUUUCAUACCCAAAAUCGAUUGUAUAAUGUCUAUUAUGUCUUUUUUAUUUUAGUGGAUAUUUCAGAACGGCCACCCAAAGGUACCUGAUUGAGCCCCUGUCAGGGGGGGAUGAUGGUGAUCAUGCAGUGCUGAAAUACGAGGACCAGAACUCCAAGCCUAUGCUGUGUGGAGUCACUAAUACUACCUGGAACGUAGACUACCCUUCCACUGCUAGCAGGAGCCGCUCUCGAGCCUCAGUAAGACAUCCAAUCCAUUAAUAUACCUAAAAUGUCUGUAGUUAAAUAUAGUCUGAUAUUCCCUAACAGGAAAUGAUGUGUUCUGAUGAAGGCCAUUGAUGGCCGAAACGUCACCUUUUUGUCUUUGCUUGAAUAAAACAUUGAGUUUUUAAUGGUGAGCGAGCGUUGCGCCUUUUCCUUUUCAAUGAUGAUCCAUUUUUAGGGGUUGCACCUCAACUCACAUUGGUUGAGCACCCUUCAUUUCUAACCACGUUUUCCUGUUUAUUAGGGUCCAUCUAUACUUCAACAGCAAAAAUAUGUUGAGCUUGUCCUUGUUGCAGACAACCGUGAGGUAAGAACUGACAAUACACCAGAAACACAAGUACCUCACCUCUACCAGAAUCAACACAAUACACUUGAACAUUUCAUUCUCAUCAUUUCUUUGGCCAUUAUUUUGACCAAAUAAUAUUUAGGAAACCAACCUAUACAGUGCCUUUGGAAAGUAUUCAGACCCCUUGACUUGUUCCACAUUUUGUUAGGUAAUAGCAUUAUUGUAAAAUUGAUUACAUUGUUUUUUUCCUAAUCAAUCUACACACAAUACCCCAUAAUGACAAAGCAAAAACUGUUUUUUAUACAUUUUUGCUAAUAAAAAAACAACUAAAAAACUGAUAAACAUUUACAUAAGUAUUCAGACCCUUUACUCAGUACUUUGUUGAAGCACCUUUGGCAGCGAUUACAGCCUUGAUCGAGUCUUCUUGGGUAUGAUGCUACAAGCGUGGCACACCUGUAUUUGGGGAGUUUCUCCCAUUUCUCCCAGGUUGGAUGGGGAGCGUUGCUGCACAGCUAAUUUUAGGUCUCUCCAGAGAUGUUCGAUCAGAUUCAAGUCCGGGUUCUGGCUGGGGCACUCAAGGACAUUCAGAGACAUUCCUUCGCCCCAGUCUGAGGUCCUGAGCGCUGGAUCUCUCUGUACUUUGCUCCGUUCAUCUUUGCCUCGAUCCUGACUAGUCUCCCAGUCCCUGCCGCUGAAAAACAUCCCCACAGCAUGAUGCUGCCACCACCAUACUUCACCGUAGGGAUGGUGCCACGUUUCCUAAAGACGUGACGCUUGGCAUUCAGGCCAAUGAGUUCAAUCUUGGUUUCAUCAGACCAGAGAAUCUUGUUUCUCACGGCCUGAGAGUCUUUAGGUGCCUUUUGGCAAACUCCAAGUGGGCUGUCAUGUGCCUUUUACUGAGGUGCGGCUUCCGUCUGGCCACUCUACCAUAAAGGCCUGAGUGGUGGAGUGCUGCAGAGAUGGCUGUCCUUUUAUAAUGUUCUCCCAUCUCCACAGAGGAACUCUAGAGCUCUGUCAGUGACCAUCGAGUUCUUGGUCACCUCCCUGACCAAGGCCCUUCUCCCCCGAUUGCUCAGUUUGGCCAGGCGGCCAGCUCUAGGAAGAGUCUUGGUGGUUCCAAACUUCUCCCAUUUAAGAAUGAUGGAGGCCACUUUGUCCUUGGGGACCUUCAAUGCUGCAGACAUUUUUUGGUACCCUUCCCCAGAUCUGUGCCUCGACACAAUCCUGUCUCAGAGCUCUACGGACAAUUCCUUCGACCUCAUGGCUUUGUUUUUGUUCUGACAUGCACCGUCAACUGUAGAAACUUUAUAUACUGUAGACAGGUGUGUGCCUUUCCAAAUAGUGUCCAAUCAAUUGAAUUUACCACAGGUGGACUCCAAUCAAGUUGUAGAAAUAUCUCAAGGAUGAUCAAUGGAAACAGGAUGCACCUGAGCUCAAUUUCGAGUCUCAUAGCAAAGGGUCUGAAUACUUAUGUAAAUAAGGUAUUUCUGUUUUUUUAUUUUGAAUACAUUUGCUAAGAAAUCGAAAAACCUGUUUUUGCUUUGUCAUUAUGGGGUAUUGUGUGUAGAUUGCUGAGGAUUAUAUAUUUUUUAAAUCCAUUUUAGAAUAAGGCUGUAACGUAACAAAAUAUGGAAAAAGUCAAGGGUCUGAAUACAUUCCGAAGGCACUGUAUCUAUCAAAUAUUCUUAAUAAUCUUAUCCAAUUAGAGAGUAAUGCAUUGUGACAGGAUGUCCGUUGUUCUCUUGUGAGCACACUAAAACAUAUUGCAUCCAUACCGUUUCAGUACAAGAAGAUGGAGAGUAAUCUCGGAAAGCUGCGUACGAGGAUAUUUGAAGUGGUCAACUUUGUCAACAUGGUGAGUCAGUCACAUGGUGACGCCAGCAUUAGCAAACUGCAGUACAUCCCUAUAAGAUCCCCUUACAGCACCAUGUCCCUGCUGGCCUGGUAACCUAAUAUCAAACACCUCUAUGUUUAAUUAGAUUCUCACCACACCUUUUUUGUCUUCUGGCACUGCUUGUACAGUCCUUGUUUGUUUCUCUGCCUUAUGAAGGUCAUCCAAUUGAAACCUCAGUAUGUUUUAAUUGUUAUCCAAUGAACUGUAACGGUUUCCAGGACACCGAUUAAGCCUAGUUCUGGACUAUGCUUUUUCUCUGUCAGGGUAAACCACACCUAAUUGUUUUAAUGGGGAGAGUCUUACCUGACCAUGAAAUAAAUCUGCCUGCAGGUAUAUAAGCCCCUCAACACCUUUAUUGCCCUGGUUGGUCUGGAGGUAUGGUCAGACAGCGAUAAGAUAUCAGUGACCGCCCCUGCUGGUGCCACCCUGGAUGCCUUUACCACGUGGAGGAACAGCGACCUGGCCAAGACCAAGCCCCACGACAACGCACACCUCAUCAGGUAGGCCAUGACGUACACACCUCAUCAGGUAGGCCACAACGCACACCUAAUCAGGUACUAUUGGACUCAGCCAAAGAAAUUUGGGGACACUCUUUUUACACCACUUCGAUACAGCUACGACCGGAAGUGAUUUUCGUAGCAGGUUAGGUGAUAAUGUUUUGCUUUUCCUAACCGUAACCUAAUUCUCCUAACCUGCUACAAAAAAGGUCACUUCUCGUCGUAGAGGUAUCAAAGUGGCAUGAAAAUAGUGUUUCUCGUUUGGUGUGUGCUUGUCAGGCGUCUUUAUAGGGUCAGCUGAUGGUCACCUGAUGGGUCACCUGAUUAGGCCAUCUUGGUUUGGAACGUUGUCAUUCUUGAUAGACCCACAUUGAAGAAUUUAUAACAUGGGUAUUUAACAUCAGAAUCAGAAUCUCCUUUAUUCGCCAAGUACAUUUACACCUACCCAGUCCACCCAGACAACAUACAGAUACAAUAUCAAUAUUUCGGUGCCUGAGGACAAAACUUCAGAACACAAAACAGCUGGCAAUGUGUCCCUAAUAUUCAGUAGCUCAUCCUGAGUAAUAGUAAUCCGCAUUUUGUUGCAAAUCCACGAUUAAACAGACAAAAACAAUGAAUACAUGGGCAAUGCAAAAACACUGUGGCUGACAUGUAUACGUAUGUGGGGUUGAUAUGUUUCUUGUUCCCUGUGUUUCAGUGGCAUUGACUUUGAGGGCUCGACGGUGGGUCUGGCCUUCAUCGGGACUUUAUGUUCAGGUCAUUCAGUUGGGGUGGUGCAGGUAAAGUACAUUUCAUUAGGUCUACAUUUGCCAACACAAUAAGCUGCCAUUAUUUGUGUUAGUAGGCUUGAUUUUGCAUGAGGAAUUGAACAAGUAAAAUGGGACAAUGGAGAGGUUCUACCAAGUUUCCAAACUGUGAAGUUUACAAAGCAGAAAAAGUGAAGGUUGAAUUGGAAGAUUAACUUUUUAGAAAUAGUUGUGAAAAAAACGGCAUGGGAAUGAAAUGUACUUUACGGUCCAGUGUGGCUCAGUUGGAAGAGCAUGGUGAUUGGGUUCAAUUCCCACAGGGGGACCAGUACAAAAAAGUUUUAAAAAAGUAUACACUUACUACAUUAAGUCGCUCUGGAUAAGAGCAUCUGCUAAAUUACUAAAAUUAAAAAAUAUAUUAAUGAAGGAUUUCACACAGUUAAAUGGGGGCUGUUAAAGACUUCUCUGGGGCUAGUUAGGGACCAUCAAUAAAUUAUACAAUGUAAAUGGGACAAUAUUUUCAUGUUGCACACCUUUUGGUUGUCUCAUUAAACGCUUUCAAUAUUUGUAUAUGAAUUUCUACAACUUAUAAUUGGUUUGAGAUUUUUAAGUCAUUGAAAUUCGGAGCUAUUGACAUAAUUUUUCAGUCCCAUGUACAUUGUGUAAUUUACUGAUGGUCCCUAACUAGCCCCAUAGGGAUAUCGAAUGUCAAACCAAAUUGCAUGGGCAUUACGAUCGGGUCGCAUGCAGCUGCUCUCUGAAUUGAUGAUUACUUGGGUGCUGCCAGCUGUGGGCAUUUGGGCAGGAUUUAAAUAAACCCAACCCAAGGAAAAAUGUUAGCGUACCCUUCAUUCCGUGAAAUACCUUCUUUUUUUUAAUCACACAAAUCUUUGUUUUGGACAAGACUGACUUUAUGAACCAAAAUAUCCUAUUUACACUUCUUAGUACAUUUUGACACUAGAAUAACUGUUUCUUCCUCAUAUCGAUGCCACGUAGGCAUUUUCAAAAGGAGAAGUUGCUUUUUGCUCUUUAACUAUCUAAUCAACCAACAUGCAGAACAAGAUGUCUAUAAUCAGAAAAAGGGAGCUCGAUUAGAUUUUAGCGCAUUUUGAUAGAAUGAGACAGUCACACACAUUCUAUAUCAAUUUAAUCUCUAACCUAUUUAUCAAGGUUAGUUUCACAGAUUAUAAGAUAUGGUCAAACACAUUCAAUUCCAUUUAAUGUUAACUAUUUACUACCUUACAGGAUCACAACGCCAGGGCCAUAGCUGUGGGGGCCACAUUGGCCCAUGAGAUGGGCCACAACCUGGGCAUGAACCACGAUGACUCCAGUGCCUGUACUUGUUCUGGGAAUAGCUGUGUAAUGGCUGGUGCCCUCAGGUAAGGACCGUUAUUAUGAGAAGUUUCGAAAUAUAUAAUGUUGUGACUAGAAUGGAAUGCUGUCAAUGAUAAACCAUCUGAUUGUGGUUUACAAGCAAGAGGGAAUAUGUAUUAAAGAAUACUUACAGGCAUUGUUUUCUCUGCUCAUAACACACAGAGCAGCUAUACAGUUCUACCCACUUGGACAGCACAGUGUUUUGUGCUACAGUGGUUAUAUUGAAAGUCAGUAUAUGACCUUAUGGGUAACUUAAGUGUUUUUUCUUUCAGCUGGGAUAUCCCUAAGUCAUUCAGUAGCUGCAGUAGUGUGAACUAUGACCAGUUCCUGAAUAAUCGUAACCCUGAGUGCCUACUGAACAAGCCAGACUACCGAAAUGUGGUAUCAACCCCAGUGUGUGGGAAUGGCUUUCUGGAGAAAGGAGAGGCGUGUGAUUGUGGCUCCCUGGAGGUGAAUUAACCUUCUCAUUCUAUUCCUUCUACCACCAUUUAGAUCAACAAUGUGCCAUUCAAAUCAGACAAAAGUUGGUUCUCGUGGAGUUAAUACAAGUAUGUCAAGUGAUUACAUUGCAUUUCUGGGAAUAACAUUUCAGAUUUAUGUGCGUGGUCUUUGCCUGGUCAUGCCUGUUUUCCUUAGCUAGGGGCAAAAUAGAGAAUGCAAUAGAGAAUGCCUUUGACAAGCACAGGCCUAUCCUGAUAUACAUAUAUCCACCACCACCCACCUUAGAAAAACCUAAAUGUUUGGGAAUUUCUCUUCGAAUGAGUGUACUGACAUGGCAGUAAUGCAAUGAUAAGAUUCACUAGAUGAUUCACAUUUCCAGACAUUGUAGACUAUACAUUUUCACGCAUUGUAUGAUAGUCAUGGCUAUAUGGUGAUCUGGUAGAAGAAACGUUGAAAGUAAUAAUCCAUGAACAUCAGUUUACAUUCCAGUCAGAGGCAGUUAGGUGUGCAGGACAGUUUAGUCAAGUCAGUCUGUCCAGACCUGUUAGUCGGUCUGAUAAGAUACCAUCUUAUUGUGUCCCUGUCUUGCUGAACUACACCUCUCCUGCCAAGUCUUGUUUGCAUCAGCCUGCAAUUCCUAUUUAUAGCCUACUACAGUACAAUGUUUGUUUUACUUAGUUAGCGUGUCUUACUGUGGUAUAAAACUUUAAGGGGUAAACAUGGAUCAGGGAAACCCUUUGGCAUCUAGUUAAAGCCUACACAUACAUAGAGGCUUGACUUUGAGAUAUGUACAUACUGGAUGGAUGUACAUUAUGUUCUCAUUCCUUGAUAACUUGCUGAUCACCUCAUAGCAUUCUCAUAAUGACAUGUAGGGUUUUGAUGUUAUAGGAGUGUACAAACCCUUGCUGUAAUGCCACCAGCUGCACACUGACCAAGGGCUCAGAGUGUGCUGCAGGAGAGUGCUGUGAAGACUGUAAGGUGAGACCAGACCACAGUUCAACAGUUUUAGACGUCCUGCUGUGUUCCUCUGAUACCACAGCCCUCUUGUGGACAUGCAGCAGACACGUAUAACUAUGUCAAAGGGUUUUAUGACUUUAAAUGUAUGUGCAUUGAAGACAUUUCACUUUCAUUCCUUCAUUUUAUAUACCUUUAAAAGGAAAGGAAAUAGUGAAAGCAGAAUAUUUUCCAUAUUAUCACUUAAUAACAAAUCAUCUUGAAUACGUAUUGUUUAGAACUAGUCUGGCAAAAGCAACUCGUUGUGUACACGUGGAUCUGCGAGUCAGCCAGGCUAGUUUAAUCUUAUAUUUCGACAAUCAGAGUGGAUUCAGAGUACAGAUGCAGCGUGACACCUCUUUCACCAAGCUAAAAGACUAUCUUUCCAUACUCAUGACUGUCGGAUGUGGGAAGACUAACAAGCUAGUGAUACUGAACAUAGCAACAACCACUCUCUCCACAGAUCAUGGCCUCGUCCACAGAGUGCAGAAGUAAGCAUGAUGACUGUGACCUGGCAGAGUACUGCACAGGGAAAUCAGCCGACUGUCCUGAGGACGUCUUCUCUGUCAAUGGGAUCUCCUGUGAUAGAGGGAGGGGCUACUGCCUCAACGGCCAGUGUCCACAGCAUCACGGCCAGUGUAUGAAAAUGUAUGGACCAUGUAAGUGUGAAAGCAUUUCCCUCUGUAUCGUCAUCACAGAGUCACCUCUCAUCAGAUCAGGUGAUGUAGGUAGCUCUUCUGGUUCAUAUUCUCAUACUGCAACCUUACUGUUGCAUGUCUUUUUUUAGAUCAAUUUCCUGUCAUGAAAUGGUCAAGUCAGGAGGUGUAUUGUAAUGCAUAUUUAAAGUGUGGACACAAUGGUGACUUUUGUUGUUUCAGCCUUUUUGAGAGAUGCCAUCACCCUCUCUUUUUUGACACAUGGUGAUUCACUAAUAAACCAGAGCCAGUUCAGAAGGGAAACCCGGGUGUGGUCCCAUCAGCAGAUAUUGCACCAAUUUGCUUCACACUCUACCUACAUUCUAUUUAAAUUUGACCAGUUCUACAAAUGCUUCCUCAAUGCCGGAUGUCAUGCGCAACCAUGCGCUGGUGUCUCUUGCUACCGUUGCUGCUGUAACUAGCUGUUACUUGCUAUGCUUGCUGUUUCUGACAUAGUCUAGGCGUUAGGGCUCUGCUCCUUCAGGGUAGCGUCAGGCUAACUGCCAGAGCGAGGCGUCAUAUGAAGAUGAUAAUAUAACUACAGGCAGUGAGCAAGAUAUGCUAUAUCAAAUCCCCCGAAGGAAGAAACAGAACCAGGUGAUGGCAUCUCUCAAAAAGGCUGAAACAACAAAAGUCACCAUUGUGUCCACACUUUAAAUAUGCAUUACAAUACACCUGACAUCCCACCACCACCCCAGCCUCCACCUGGUUCUGUUUCUUCCUUCGGGGGAUUUGAUAUAGCAUAUCUUGCUCGCUGCCUGUAGUUAUAUUAUCAUCUUCAUAUGACGCCUCGCUCUGGCAGUUAGCCUGACGCUACCCUGAAGGAGCAGAGCCCUAACGCCUAGACUAUGCAUUGUAAUAUUUUCUAAUAAAUGGUUUCCUUUCUGAACUUCUCUAAUGCAUUUUGUAACAUUGGGUGUUAUCCCCUCCUCAGCUGCUGAAAAAGCCAGAACGUACUGCUAUGACCAGAACACCAGAGGACUGUACUACGCCUAUUGCAGACGGCCUUCACAGGACCAGUACAUCCCUUGCCAGAGCCAGUGAGGCCUAACAAGCAAUACCAUGUUAUUUCAAUAGACUGCUUUUACUACUCAGAUUAUGGUGUUGCUUAUUUAAGCGGCGUGUCACUGAUAUGACUCCCUCCUGUGGCUCUCCUUUGUAGAGAUGUGCAGUGUGGGAAACUCUUCUGCAAUAACGGUAAUGACGACCCCAACUAUGGUCGCAUGGUGAAGUUCUCCGACUGCAAAGCCACAUUCUACGGUGAUCACAACAGUGACUUUGGACAGGUGGACACGGGGACCAAGUGUAAUGAUGGGAAGGUAAGAUUACUUUUUGGCUGUUGCUACUGAGGCUACCUCUAGCUGUGUUUUUGGAAAUUAAAUUGAAUGUGUACCGUGUUAUUUUCUAUUUUAUUCUUGUGCCCAUUCCUCUGUCUUCUAUUCUAAGGUGUGCAGCAAGAACGAGUGUGUGGAUCUUGAGACAGCCUACGGACCCAAGGCCACCAACUGCUCAGCACAGUGCAAAGGACAUGCUGUGAGUACAGCGUCCCCUGUCUCUGGUUUGGUAUUGGUGAGCUCGGGAUGAAACACUGCUAUAAGGAGCGUAGGCCAUUGACAAAUGUCCUCCUUCUCUUCAUUCGGUUUGAGGCAAGAUUUUCCAGGUCUCACCAGUUGAGGCUGCUUUCUGUCAUCUCUGCUUGGAGGUCUCUCCUCCAAGUGUUUCUUGAAUAUGUCCUUAUAACAGGCGUAUGAAACAGUAUGAAAAUGUAUGCACUAACUGUCAGUCGCUCUGGAUAAGAGCGUCUGCUAAAUGACUAAAAUGUAAAAAUGUAUUCAGCCGGGGUCCAUGGCACCCUAGGGGUCCUCAGGGGGUCGGCAAAAAAAAAAAAAAAACUAUUUUUGAAUUACAUACCUACUGUAGAAAAGAGGAUAAUAUCUUCUUUCUAAUGAUAACUUUUUAUUUCUCAACUCCAAAUAUUGAGCAAAUUACACUCACUGGAUUAUCUGACAUAGCCUAUUCGGGGGUGCUUUUUCAAAGCCAACACAUGGCUAACCUUUGUUUAACCAGCUAAACACCUGCUCUUAGCGAAAUUGUGUUUGGAGUUACCUUUCGAGGUAAUAGGCUAUGUUAGUUUACAUUUCCUCUUCUAAUUUAUAAUGUGGGAAGGUCAAAAAUAAGGAAAAACAAUCUACCAAAUCUAUUCAUUAUAAAAUGUUGAUAAUUCAUUUGAAUAUGUUGAUGGGGGUCCCUGGACAAGAAAAGGUUGAAGAGCCCUGCCUUAUAAUGAUGUGUGUGUUUCUGUGUUGUGACACUGCAGGUGUGUAAUCACAGAAUGGAGUGCCAGUGUGAACCUGGAUGGUCACUUCCAGGCUGUGAUACAAAGGAUGGAAGCUUCACAGGCCUCUCCAGAGGUAAUCUUUGUUUUUUAAAAAAUAUUGUUUCAAUCGAUAAAAGGGAUAAGACUUUAUUUACAUGUUACUAGAGUAAUUACAGUGUUACUACAGGUAUUUGAGCAUCUUUAUGUAAAGUUUUGCCAAUCGGUUUGGUCUGUGUUUUCAUUGUAUUCAACUCUUGUAUAGACCUUUCCUUAACCUUAUCUGUGUGUGAUUGUAGAAGGAGUGAUUGGCAUUGCAGUGGCAGUCUCUCUGCUGCUCCUGGCUGCUAUUGCUGGGGCAUCGGCUGUGUUCCUAAAGAAGAGACGACAGCUCCCCACUCUGCCUAGGUGAGUACACUACGUGGGGUAUAUAUUAUUCUUUGAUGAAUUAAGAUGUACUCAAUUGUCAGGUCUCCCUUGUAAAAUAUGUAUUCUGACAUCAAUGGGUGUUCCUUAAAUAAAAAAAAAAUAAUUAAAAAAAAGGUUAUAUAAAAUAAAAUCACUGUCUGCUCAUCCGCUAGCCACCAUACCCAGAAGAAAAUCCAUGCAGUGGACAACCACAUCCAUAACAAACUGCCAAUCCCCAGCCAAAACAACGCUAUGCCACAGCAGGUAAAUCUAAUGAAAUACCUUUUGAUUUAUACAGUAUCAUCUCAAUGUUGGCCUUGGUUAAUAAGAUUCUUGUUGCCUAUUUAUUCAUCUUUUUACUAUUUCCAGCCCAAGAGACCAAAAGUAGCUCCGCCCCCACCCCCUCCAGCUGCUAACCAAUCACAAACCCCGGUCUGUGACUUCAGGGCUGCACGA